Messenger RNA from Tarenaya hassleriana, 1082 nucleotides. RefSeq names its product 40S ribosomal protein S7-2-like. Gene Ontology annotation, cellular component: cytosolic small ribosomal subunit; small-subunit processome; 90S preribosome. NCBI's taxonomy places the organism in Eukaryota, Viridiplantae, Streptophyta, Magnoliopsida, Brassicales, Cleomaceae. Gene Ontology annotation, biological process: ribosomal small subunit biogenesis; translation; rRNA processing. Gene Ontology annotation, molecular function: structural constituent of ribosome. The record is from RefSeq and is a predicted model, not a curated record. The transcript has 6 exons. Bases 327 to 902 code for a protein of 191 amino acids.
AUGUUUUGUGUUCCGCUUUAGAUUUCGGUGAAGGCUUUGUUCCAUUCGUUUGGGGACAAUGAUGAUUUUUCUUUAUCUAUGAGAAUUUGGAGGAAAGAUUGAGGGAAAAAUCAGCUUUUGUGCUUGAUCUUAUUCAGCGAUUUAGGGUUAGGACAGUGUGCUUGGUUAAGGUCCUUCUCACCAUCAAAAAAAUGGUGGCUUUCUCGGGAAAAUGUCUUGGAACUUUUUUCGGAACGAUAAGCACGUUAUGUUUCCGCGUUAUACUUGCAUGUAUGAAAGAAUGUGGUGCAAAAGUCAGAAAUUUUUUAUUAUUAUGAUCUGCAAAUAUGUUUUCUGCACAGAACAAGAUCCGCAAGGACAAGGAUGUGGAAGCUACUGAGUUCGAGGAGCAAGUUGCUCAGGCUCUGUUUGAUGUGGAGAAUACAAACCAGGAAUUGAAAAGUGACUUGAAAGAUCUGUACAUUAACCAAGCAGUUCAAAUGGAUAUCUCAGGAAACCGCAAGGCUGUUGUGAUUUACGUUCCGUACAGAUUGAGGAAGGCUUUCCGUAAGAUUCAUCUCCGCCUUGUUAGGGAGCUGGAGAAGAAGUUCAGUGGCAAGGAUGUUAUAGUGGUUGCCACCAGAAGGAUCUUGAGACCUCCGAAGAAGGGAUCUGCUGUUCAAAGGCCACGCACCAGAACUCUGACCGCUGUCCAUGAAGCCACGCUCGAGGAUGUUGUGUUUCCUGCCGAGAUUGUCGGGAAGCGCAUCAGAUUCCGUCUCGAUGGCUCCAAGAUUCAGAAGGUCUUUUUGGACACGAAAGAGAGGAACAACACCGAGUACAAGCUCGAGACAAUGAUGGGCGUCUACCGGAAACUUACAGGGAAGGAUGUCGUGUUCGAAUACCCAGUUGUUGAAGCCUGAGGAGAUGAAUUUUGUUUUGUUCUUUUUUUGUGGGAUAGGUAGCUUCUGAUUUCUGGUUUGGUGGCUUUAGGCAGGGUGGAGGGAAUUUUCUUGAACUAGUCCUUGUUUCAGUGCUUCAGAUUUCGCAGUUCUAAGUAUUCGUAUCAACACGAGUUAGGCUUCUUUGUGUCUUCUCCUUUA